AUAGGAUGAUGUCGAAAAGACGUUAAAAAUCGAAAUCGUGAUAAUAAUUAUUCACAGUCAAAACCAGUCAAAACUCAUUAAUUUGCAUAUUUGAAAAGACAAAUUCGCCUCGGUUGACUUCUUUUUUAUUGUCAUUUUUCCUUUCGUGACUUGACGCUAGUUGUUUUGUAUUUCAAUCACAACGAUUAUCCUUUGUCUUCAGGUGUGCUUUUCGAUCUGUUUCAAAUUUAUAUGAAACAUGAAUUUUCAAAAUUUUCAUUUUAACUGGUAAGCCAGCUGAAAGCAAGGCUUGUUUCCAUAUAAGGAGAAUAGCACCUGCAACGUGUCGCUGGGAAGACGGUAAUGUUUUGAAAUGGUUUUCUUGACACACUGGCUGUGAUAUAUACUUUUGAACGGUCUUCUAAAAAGCGCGUGCUUUUCCCGAUUUAGAGAGGUAAUAUUUCUGAUAUUUCAGCGACAAAUGUGAAGUAUUGCGGUAGGUAAAUUAAUACAAGCCUGUUAUUUAAAACGAAAGCUCUCGCCGCAAUCGUGUAUUUUAAGAACAAAGAUAAAAAAGAAAAUCAGUAGACGAAAUAAUGGAUUUGAACGACAGAAACAUUGAUCUCGGUGAAGCAACCUACCAAGGAAAUCUCUACAGGAAAAUGGAUGAAUUUCGUCGACAAGGAAUAUUAUGCGACACAAUUCUCCACGUGGAUGGACGAGAAUUUCCAGCGCAUAAAAACAUCUUGGCUGCAAGCAGUGCGUAUUUUCUUGGUUUGUUUACAUCGGACAUGAAAGAACGGCAUCAAAGUGAGGUGAAACUCGAAGAUUUUAAAUCGUUUGUGAUGAACGACUUGCUCAAUUAUAUCUAUACGGGCGAAGUUGAAAUCACCGAUAAGAACGUUAAAGAGCUUGUUUUCGCUGGUGAUUACCUGCUAAUCGAAAACCUGAAGGACAAAGGCAGCAUGUACUUGGAGAAAACUCUCAGUCCUUCAAAUUGUCUGUCUGUGAGAGAGUUCUCUGAAAAGUAUGAUUGUGAAGAACUCUUGGACAAGUCAGAAAGCUUUAUUCUAGAAAACUUCGUGGCUGUUUCCAAGUCCGAGGAAUUCCUUCGUCUGGGGGUCUCCCAGAUCGAGAAGCUUAUUUCCCUCGAUGAUGUCAUUGUGGAAAGCGAAGAACAGGUGUACGAAGCGGUUAUUUCGUGGGUCAAACAUGACGUGGAUAAUAGAAAAAACGACUUCCCUCUGUUGCUUUCCAAAGUGCGCUUAGGCUGCAUGUCAAAGUAUUAUAUUGCCGGAUAUGUAGAAACGGAGGAGCUUGUCACAGAUAACCUUGAAUGCACGAAGCUGCUCUAUGAAGCUAUGAAGUCAUAUGCCUUAUUUGGACCACAGGGCCACCAAGACAGUGACAUAUGCAAGUUACGGAGAUGUUUGGACUCUAAUGUAGAUGCCAUCGUCACGAUCUGGGGACCUGGGGAUGAACUGCGUUCUUCGACUCAGUGUUACGUGCCAUCUGUCAAUCAGUGGUACAAUUUGGCGCCAAUGUUGAUCCCGCGCUUCAGUCACGGAGCUGUGGCGUGUGAAGGCUUCAUUUACACAGUUGGCGGAGUGUCUCUCAAUGGACAUCUUUCAAGUAUGGAGAGAUAUGACUACAGGACGAACACGUGGGCUGGUGUAGCGCCCAUGGCUAAAGAAAUCUCUGCUCUUGGCGUGGCGGAACUUAAUGGUUCUUUAUAUGCAGUGGGUGGCUGGCACAGAGGACGACCGCUGAAUACCGUAUUGAAAUACUAUCCGUCCACAAACAUUUGGGAAGCGGUCACUCCCAUGACAUCAAAUCGAGGUGGACCGUGUGUCGUGUCUGACAAAUAUCUGUACGCUAUUGGCGGGAAGACAGAAAACGACAAUGCAAACGACCCGUUCAAGUACCUGAACACGGUUGAAAAGUACGACCCCAGGACAAAUACGUGGACAGAGGCCACGCCCAUGCAGGCCCGACGAGCGUACGCAUGCGGGGUAGCCCUUGAAGGAAGCCUUUACGUCGUUGGUGGAACGCAGGAUGAUCUGUACUCAUCACACAGCUCUUGUGAGGCGUUUAACAUACAAAGCAAUACUUGGACAUACAUAGCUAGCUUGUGCAUAUCGAGAGCACUAGCAGGCGUUGCUUACGUCGGAAAUCGUAUCUACGUCCUCGGAGGGAAGAAAAAUUCCCGAGAAAGAACGGACAAGGUCGAGUUUUAUGAUAAAGAACUCGAUGUGUGGAAAGUCGUGGGAUCAGUACCUAACUGCAUGGGUGGAAUCCAGUGCUCCUCUGUUUCACUUUCUAAGGCGUUUCUCAAUACUUUGACAAAGAUUACUUAAAUUCUUUAGUCUAAAUCUGACUGAUAGCUCUCUAUAGGCUUUUAUUUAGAUAUGAUAUAAUUUUUCUUAGAUAUGCGCCUACUGUUUUGUAUCCUCUUCGAAUUAUAAGCCCGACAUGUUCUAAAACGCUCUAUGCUUUCUGACAAAUAACAAUAUAAUACUGAAGUAAUGUUUACAAAGAUCUCUCAAAGGCCAGAAAAAAGUUUUAAUUUUUUUCUAGGUGAACCUGAAAAACAUUUUCAUCAGUUUCUAUUUCGAAAACAUGCAUGAUAUUUAAGAGAUAAAAAGCAUACGUUUAUUCAAAAACUGUUCUGUAAGAUGGUAGAAAAAAGAUGCAGAAUUAGAUAGAAUUGGCAUAAAAAUUAGAUGCUUUUAAAGUUAAAAGUGAUAGACAUAAAAUUUUAUCUACGUGUAUUUGAUGUAGAAAAAGAAAUAAGAAGAUGAAUUUUUGAAACCCAAAGUCGCUUACAACCCAGAACAUACAAAGAUUAUUGCAGUGCCGUACAAUGUUUAAAUGCCAUUUAAUAAACAGCUUGAAUUUGAUAUAUAAAACUAGGUCGUGCCAGUUUGAAAAUUCAUCCACGCAUGAUUGACAGUCAAAGUAAACAAAUACUCACACCAACACUUAAAGACGAGUAGAAGUU
Molecule: messenger RNA, 2980 nt
Organism: Orbicella faveolata
Lineage: Eukaryota; Metazoa; Cnidaria; Anthozoa; Scleractinia; Merulinidae
Product: kelch-like protein 12
Molecular function (GO): protein binding
Source: RefSeq, a predicted model, not a curated record